Cuscuta campestris is the source of this 1453-nucleotide messenger RNA. NCBI's taxonomy places the organism in Eukaryota, Viridiplantae, Streptophyta, Magnoliopsida, Solanales, Convolvulaceae. The record is from the annotation of a GenBank genome assembly.
CUAUCAGUUCUUCUUCAGCAUAUGCAUAUAAACUCUCUCCCGCGAGUCAACCGCCGGCGAUUUCCCCUUUCCGAUGGCGUCCGAUCUGCUCGAGAUCUCCUUCGCUGGAAUAUUCGCUUGUAGCGCUUUCGCCGCUUGCUUCGCCGAGUUCUGUACUCUGCCUUUAGACACAGCGAAAGUUAGGUUACAACUGCAAAAGGGGGCAGCGUCUGGGGAAGGAGGAUACGGUGCAUCUAAGUACAAGGGAUUGUUUGGUACUAUGGUGACAAUAGCUAAGGAAGAAGGGAUGGUUUCUCUCUGGAAGGGCAUUGUUCCUGGCUUGCAUCGACAAUUUCUCUACGGGGGCCUAAGGAUUGGGUUGUACCAGCCUGUUAAGGUCUUACUUGUAGGCAGUGAUAAUGUGGGAGAAGUUUCUUUGCUCCCUAAAAUACUAGCUGCAUUGUUAACUGGUGCUAUAGCAAUUUCUGUGGCCAAUCCCACUGAUCUAGUGAAGGUUAGACUUCAGGCUGAAAGUAAAACACCUGCUGGUGCACCCAGGCGUUAUUUUGGAGCUAUGGAUGCAUAUUAUACAAUAGCAAAACAGGAAGGGUUUGCAGCUUUAUGGACAGGGCUUGUGCCAAAUGUUGCACGGAAUGCUAUUAUAAAUGCUGCUGAGCUAGCUAGCUAUGAUCAUGUCAAAGAGACAGUCUUAAAAAUUCCAGGCUUCACUGAUGGUCCUUUAACCCAUCUCCUGGCGGGUUUAGGAGCGGGAUUUUUCGCAGUCUGUAUUGGCUCUCCUGUUGAUGUGGUUAAGUCUAGAAUGAUGGGAGACUCAAUUUACAAGAGCACUUUGGAUUGCGUUUUCAAAACUUUAAAGACUGAGGGGCCUUUUGCUUUGUAUAAGGGGUUCCUUCCCAAUUUCACUCGACUAGGAUUAUGGAAUGCUAUCAUGUUCUUGACUCUUGAGCAUGUUAAGAGAUUCUUCAGAUGAGCCACAAGGAUUUUGCCUCUUGGCUGCUGCUUUGAUUAGGAGAACAUGUGAGAAGACUAGUAAUUAGCUUGGAUUAGUUUUGUUAUUUUGAUUUUUAUUUUCGGUUACUGUUUGAUGCCAGCUGGCUUUCUGUUGAAAGGGACUUUGGCUAUUUAUGGGGCUUGCACCCCUUUUGUAAUGUUUAGUUGGGAAAACUUCACAAGUAAUGAAAUCAUCUUCUUCUUCCUUCUUAUCAAAUUUAUCAUGGUAUCAGAGCCAAGAAGAAGAUGAUUUCAUUGCUUGUGAAGUUUUUCCAACUGAACAUUACAAAAGGGGUGCAAGCCCCGUAAAUAGCCAAAGUCCCUUUCAACAGAAAGCCGGCACCAAACAGUAACCGAAAAUAAAAACCAAAAUAACAAAACUAAUCCAAGCUAAUUACUAGUCUUCUCAACAUGUGCCCUUAUUCAUUCAUUGUAAAUCUAUAUAUAAAUUACCAGAUUCUUU